UUUUCGCCUUGCUACUGAAGAAACCAGAAUUAGUGUAUGCAGAUGGCAAACCAAAGACAACAGCAAUUACUAUUUUCCACCAUUGUCCUCAUAUUUGUUGGGCAUGUAAACACAUCGGUGUAUACUCCAUCAACCGUAGCUCCUCUUUUCCAUAGGCCUUUUGUGCUGUUGUGGAAUGCUCCUAUUUCUAAAUGCCAUCAACUGAAGGUCCCUCUUGAUUUAUCGCUUUUCCAAGCAGUUACAACUCCUGCCAGGGUACACAAUCAAUCCUUAAGCCUGUUCUACAAAACUCGACUUGGGCUCUUUCCCUAUGUGGACCUGCACUCCAUGAAAGAAUAUAAUGGUGGCAUCCCACAGAGGGGAAACCUGUCUGCUAGUUUGGAAAAAGCAAAGGAAGAGUUUCUCCAGUUCAUUCCCGACUCAUCCUCUGGUUUGGCAGUCAUGGACUGGGAAGAGUGGCUUCCGAUAUUUGACCGGAAUUUCGAUUUAAAGAAGAUCUACAUGGAACUUUCCAUUAACUACACUCUUGAGCAAAACUCUUCUCUCAGCCCGCAACAGGCAGCCACUGAAGCCAAACAACAGUUCCAGAAGGAAGCCAGGCGAUUCAUGGAGGAAACUCUAAAGAAAGGAAUCAACCUUCGACCUAGGUAUCUGUGGGGCUACUAUCUGUUCCCAGAUUGCUAUAACUAUGGAUUUGAUGAGUCAAACUAUACAGGCACUUGUUCAGAGUAUACAAAACAAUUGAACAAUGAGCUGCUUUGGCUGUGGGAGGUUAGCACUGCUCUUUACCCAUCAGCAUAUUUACCAGUCUCAAAGAGUGGAAGCAAAAGUGCUGCACUGUUUGUCCGUCAUCAGGUCGAAGAGGCAAUGAGAGUGGCAUCCCUGCCGAAACAUGUCCACACUGCACCAGUCUAUGUCUACUUACGGCCUCUUUUAACCAACCAAAAAAAGCUUUACAUGAAUGAGAUUGACUUGGUCAGCAGUAUAGGUGAGAGUGCAGCUCUGGGGGCUUCUGGAGCUGUGCUGUGGGGGUCUAGUGCUGAUUACAAUGACAAGACCUCAUGCGAAGCAUUGUCUGCAUACCUGUCUGAUAAAUUAAACCCCUACAUCCUCAAUGUCACCACUGCAGCACAUUUAUGCAGCAAAAAUCUCUGUCAAGGCGAGGGGCGAUGUGUUCGAAAAAACAACAACUCAGAUGAUUUCCUCCACAUUAGUUCAGAAAGCCAUCACAUCGGUAGGAACGCUGGGAAAUAUGUAGUCACAGGGACCCCUUCUGCAAGUGAUCUCGCUGACUGGAAAAGCAAAUUCACCUGCCAGUGCUAUGAAGACAGGAACUGCACAGCCACAAUGCCCUCUUUUUAACAGAAACUGUUUCAGGAAACUGAUACAUCUUCACUAAAAUUAAUUGAAUAUAACCUAUGAUAAUAACCUUGUUUUCCAAAUUAAAAGUUCUAUCUUGUUCUGUACAAUAAUUAAAAUGUUGGAAGAGCAAAA
Molecule: messenger RNA, 1494 nt
Organism: Danio rerio (zebrafish)
Lineage: Eukaryota; Metazoa; Chordata; Actinopteri; Cypriniformes; Danionidae
Gene: spam1
Product: sperm adhesion molecule 1
Biological process (GO): carbohydrate metabolic process
Molecular function (GO): hyalurononglucosaminidase activity; hydrolase activity
Source: RefSeq, marked validated